This is a messenger RNA of Limanda limanda (common dab), 3045 nucleotides long. RefSeq names its product SERPINE1 mRNA binding protein 1b (gene serbp1b). Lineage: Eukaryota; Metazoa; Chordata; Actinopteri; Pleuronectiformes; Pleuronectidae. Gene Ontology annotation, molecular function: mRNA 3'-UTR binding. The coding region runs from base 98 to 1417 and encodes 439 amino acids. Gene Ontology annotation, cellular component: cytoplasm; nucleus. The transcript has 9 exons. The record is from RefSeq and is a predicted model, not a curated record.
AGCAGCUCUGCACGCCAUCUUGUGGCCGCAUCCCGCGAUUCGUUCGCAUCAAGCCUCGUAGACUCGGAGGUUGAAUCCCGCUGAGAGGGGCGCCAUCAUGCCCGGACACCUGCAGGAAGGCUUCGGCUGCGUCGUGACCAACCGGUUCGACCAGCUCCUGGACGACGAGUCGGACCCGUUCGAGAUACUCAAGGCCGCCGAGAGCAAGAAGAAGGAGGGGGCCGCCGCGGGCUCCGCCAAGUCCGCGGCGCAGGCAGCCAAGCAGCCGAGGAAGGAGUCCCAGAAGGACCGGAAGAACCCGCUGCUGGACAAGAAGGAGGAGAGCCAGCCCCCGGUCCCCCUGAAGAAAGAAGGAAUCAGGCGGGUGGGCCGGAGACCGGACCAGCAGGGCCAGCCCGGUUCCCAGCACCAGCAGGGCGGCCAGCCCGGUUCCCAGCACCAGGGCGGACAUGGCGGCCAGGGCGAAGGGCGACCCGGGGACAAGAGGCCGGACAGGAGACCUCCCCGAGAGCGCCGCUUCGAGAAGCCCUCCGAGGACAAGCCCGAGGGACCUGGCGAGUUCUCAGCAGACAACAGGCCUCCUGGAGACCGGCCCCCCCGAGGGCGUGGUGGCGGCCGGGGUGGGCGCGGUGGAAGAGGGCGGGGCAUGGGCCGGGGAGACGGCUUCGACUCCCGUGGGAAACGAGACUUUGAGCGACACAGCGGCACUGACAAAUCCAUCCAUCUCGGUGUGUGUCCUCCUGUCUGUUCUCACUCCAGCAAUCCGAAGGUGGAGGAGAAGCGCAGCGGCAGCGGCCCACACAACUGGGGCAACGUGAAGGAAGAAGUGAGUGAGACCAGUGAACCGACCGUCGCCCCGGAGACGACCCCAGAAGGAGAGGAACCUGCACCUGCCGGCUCUGAGAACAAGGAGAACGAGGCGGAAGAGGUGAAAAACGAAGGCCCCAAAGAAAUGACCCUGGACGAGUGGAAGGCCAUGCAGGACAAGGAGCGCACCAAGGUGGAGUUCAACAUCCGUAAGCCCAACGAGGGCGCCGACAGCCAGUGGAAGAAAGGAUACGUGCUGCACAAGUCCAAGAGCGAGGACGUGUGUAUCGAGAAGCCUGUCGGUGCUCUGAUUGACCCCCCAGAGAUUGAACCAGAAGCUCCACCAGUUUACCAGAAGCCGCCCGGCCCCAUCGACGAGUCCAGCGAGCACCACUUCCGCAAACCAGCCAACGACAUCACAUCCCAGCUGGAGAUCAACUUUGGAGACCUGGGCCGCCCCGGCCGCGGGCGUGGGGGGGCGCGCGGAGGCCGGGGAGGCCGCGGCGGGGGAGGCACCAGGCCGGCACGCGGGGGAGGACGGCCCGAAAAGGCGAGUGGCGUGUCAGUCCCCAACGUGGACGAUCCUGAGGCCUUCCCAGCUCUGGCCUAGGGGCUCCUUCUCCACCACCAGCCCCCCCAUCUGCCCUUCCCGGGCCCCUCCUCUACAAGGCUUGCAUGCUUACCACAUCUUCCAAGUAUAUAAGAAAACCGAAAAAAAAAAUCCCAUACCAUCCACACCAGAGGACAACAAUUUUACCCGUUUUAAAGGAGAACAAAAGACAAAAAAAGGCGGAAAAGGACCUCUUGUUACACUGAAGUUUUGUAUUUAGGAAACAUGAAAGCAGGGAUGUUUUCAUACUUUUCUUUUUUUUCAGAGAUUAUGCAUACAUCCGUGAUCAUUCUUUUUCUGCUGCUUGAAUUUAUGAAUUUAUUCAUUUGUGCAAUUAGGUUGAAGUGUGUGUAUCUCUUCCCCCUGAAGCUUUUGUGCUUUAUUUUUUUCUCUCCUCCUGACUUCAGCUCAGUAUUACGGGAUCAUCUUAGAAAAAGACUUUCUGCUGGAGUUUUUGUUUUCCAGUAAAUGCACACUGAUGUGGUAGCGAUUCACUACAUAGAAAACUUGUACUAGAUAUCUGAAUUAUGGCUUAACUUGCAUUUAAAGUGUUAUUACUCUGAUCCUAACUACCCACCCGUUUGCGAGGCACAAGUUCAGGAUGUGUAUCCAGGCAAAGAGGCUUGGUAUUUUUCAGCUUGUUGUGCAGUGGAAGUGAACGCCUUUUCCUGUUUUAUUUAUUUUUUUAUAGCUUGCCUUUUAUUUGCUGGACCAGUGGUUAGUAAUGCUUUGUAUCCCCUGAUCCAGAUGUGCUACCUGUGUUUUCAGGGUGUCCCAGGGCCCAAUGUAUAUCUUUAGGCUGGUCCUCUUAGGUCAUACAGACUGUACUACUUGUAACUUAGGACCACUAAGCAAAUAUUGUAUUUUGUUGUUAAGGAUGUGUGUGUGUGUGUUUGUGUGUGAAUGUAUUGAAGUGUGUGAGGCUGACUGAAUGACUGUGUGAAUUUGACCACUGUUAAAUUAAAAUUUUAAGUAUUCCUCCGCUAAGAACUUGCCAUUCUCCAACAGUAGAUUGCACGUUCUGGCCUGAAGUAGUUCAUACGGUGUUUUGAAAAGUGAUUGUUGAAAUCUAUGCGAGAACGAUAGACUGUGGAUCUAGCUCUUACAGUAUCUGUAAUAUAUUUUGAGAUCUCAAAGCACUUGGGUUUUAUCAGCAACAAUCCUCUGAAGAUUGUGUUUUUUAUUUUCCUUUUUCCUUCUGUGAACCAUAAUUGCUGUUUUUAUUUCAUUCCUUUCUUUUGGUAUUUUAUCAGUGCAGCAGCACCAAUGCAUAAUUUGUCUGAAAGAAAUGUCCGCUGUCAUCGUGGAGCAAUCACGAGCUACAGAAUGUAUUGUAAGGUAAUGUUGCUUGUAGCCACCUGUGUCAGUCAUUUCCAGUGAGCUUUUAUCUUUAUUUUUAUGAAGUGAGUACAUUCCACAAUUGGGGGGGAUGCCGUUUAUUGGGGGGGGUUGUACUGAAGACAUUGGGGAGUGAGUUCAAAGCUUUACAUUCUGUGCGCUGCGGUGACUCGCUGGUGAUGCACUGAUACAGGCGGCUGCAAAAGUUUUCUCGUGCGACUGUUUGAGCCACGUGACGGCGAAAGUUUCUCUUGCAAACAUCCCUGUUCUAAUAAAUCGCUUUAGAGGUG